AUCCAUGAAGAGAUUCAUAUUCACACAAUCAGAGCAACAAGAAGAGAAAAGCGGAAAACACACAAAAAGCACAGAAAUAAAAUGAAGUCUGUUUUUUAUCUGCUUCCAGUUUUGCUCUCCUUCUUUCCUGCAGGAUGCAGCGGCAGGAAUGAGGCGGAGCGUCUCAUCCACCAUCUGAUAAAAGAGCGUGGAUACAACAAGGAGCUGCGUCCAGUGGAAAGUAAAGAUGAGACAGUGAUGAUUUAUCUCUCACUCACACUCUCCAACCUCAUCUCUCUGAAUGAAGUCAGUGAAACUUUACUGACGAGUGUGUGGAUGGAGCACGGCUGGACUGACCACAGACUUGCGUGGAACACGUCCGAGUUUGAUGACAUCACGGUCCUGCGUCUGCCGUCCAGCAUGGUGUGGCUUCCAGAGAUUGUUUUGGAGAACAAUAACGACGCCCAGUUCGAGGUGGCUUAUUACUGUAACGUCUUGGUGUACUCCAGUGGCUUUGUGUACUGGUUGCCUCCCGCUAUCUUCCGUAGUCCUUGUUCCAUCAACGUCUACUAUUUUCCUUUUGACUGGCAAAACUGCACCUUAAAGUUCAGCUCUUUAACUUACAAUGCCAAAGAGAUCAGCUUAAAUCUCAAAGAAGACGUGGAUCCCAAAACCAAUGAGACCUACCGUGUGGAAUGGAUCGUCAUCGACCCUGAAGGAUUCACAGAAAAUGGCGAGUGGGAGAUCAUUCACAGACCUGCCAGAAGAAAUACCUACAAGAGCAUCCCUAUGGACAGCAACAAGCACCAAGACAUCACUUUCUACCUCAUCAUCAAACGCAAGCCUCUGUUCUACAUCGUUAACAUGAUCAUCCCCUGUGUCCUCAUCUCUUUCCUGGCCUCACUGGUGUACUACCUGCCUGCAGACAGUGGAGAGAAGAUGACUUUGUCCAUCUCAGUGCUCUUGGCCCAGUCUGUGUUCCUGCUCCUGAUAUCGCAGCGUUUACCCGAGACCUCCAUGGCUGUUCCGCUGAUUGUUAAGUAUCUGAUGUUCAUCAUGGUUCUGGUCACUGUGGUGGUGUUGAAUUGCGUUAUUGUGUUGAACCUCCACUUCAGGACCCCCAGCACACACUUCAUGACGGAGUGGACCAAAGAGUUCUUCCUGGAGACGCUUCCUCACAUCCUCCACAUGUCGCGUCCGGCUGAGAGCGAGCCGCGGUGGGACGGAGCGCUGCCCAGACGCUCCAGCUCCGUGGGCUACAUCGCCAAAGCUGAGGAAUAUUACAGCCUGAAGUCCCGGAGUGAGCUGAUGUUUGAGAAGCAGUCAGAGAGACAUGGCCUGGCCACGAGGCCCACGCCCACCGCCGGUCAGGACCACAAUGGCUUACUGCACCAUACAAACAGAAUCUUUUCAUCCUGUUUGGUCUAUAAAUCGAGCAGUGACUCGGAGGUGACUGAUCAGCUGUAUAACGAGCUGAAACCAGCUGUGGAAGGAGCCAACUACAUCGUCAAGUACAUGCAUGACAAAAACGACUAUAACAAGGAGAAGGAUAACUGGAGUGGGAUCGCCAGGACGGUGGACCGUCUCUGUUUCUAUAUAGUGACUCCCAUCAUGACCAUCGGAACCGUGUGCAUCUUCCUGACGGGAAUCUACAACCAUCCGCCUCCUCUUCCGUUUGAGGGUGACUCGUUCACGUACAGAGAGGCAGACAAACGCUUUAUAUGAUUCAGCGGUGACUCCCAGGAAUCCUUUGCUUGGGUUCUAUCUUUCAUUUUUGCAUGAUUCAAUUUCAGUACAGUUUUUUCCGUGUACUGCAUGUGAUGUAUGUUGGGAAUUGAUGCUAAAUAAACAGACCUGAAAUUUACUUUGUGAUUAUACAGUCUAUUUGUUGAGACACUUUCUGAUUCCAGUCACAGAAAUUACUUUUUAUAGCUUUACUGCUCAGGAAACUGAAGGGAAUGCUGAGAUGUUUGAGUUUUGUUGUCAUGUUCUCCAUUCUCACAAGACCCCUUUACUGAUAUAUAAAGCACACGGAUGAGCCAUACAGCUUUUUUUUUUUUUAUAAGUCUGACUUGAUAUAGAGCAAACUCCAGAAAUAUUGGCACCCUUAAAAAAACCCAAGUAUUAAUGUACAGUUGUGGUCAGAAGUUUACAUACAGUGACAUGAAUGUCACCUUGGAUAUGAAUGUCAUGGCAAUAUUUGGGUUUUCAGUAAUUUCUUUGAACUGUUCUUUUUC
This is a messenger RNA of Neoarius graeffei (lesser salmon catfish), 2216 nucleotides long. RefSeq names its product cholinergic receptor, nicotinic, delta (muscle) (gene chrnd). Gene Ontology annotation, cellular component: synapse; postsynaptic membrane; neuron projection. Bases 82 to 1704 code for a protein of 540 amino acids. Gene Ontology annotation, molecular function: transmembrane signaling receptor activity; acetylcholine-gated monoatomic cation-selective channel activity. Lineage: Eukaryota; Metazoa; Chordata; Actinopteri; Siluriformes; Ariidae. The transcript has 12 exons. Gene Ontology annotation, biological process: nervous system process; regulation of membrane potential; monoatomic ion transmembrane transport. The record is from RefSeq and is a predicted model, not a curated record.